AUGACCUCUUCAAUCGAAGCCGGAGGCUGGUGGACAACCAUGGAAGAUGUUUUGUUGUGUGAGUAUUGUGUCCAAGUUGGUCAUUGCCCGAUCACAGACAAUGAGAUGAAGUUCUCUCAUAUGAGGAGAAAAUUCAUGGAGAACUUUGUGGAAGAUCGGAGAGAUGCGUUGGCAAAGGCGAGUAACAACGUUCGAAGCGGCGAAAAUCUUGGCAACGAGAUUAUUCAAGCACAAAUGUGGUUCGAUGUCAUUGGCCAAGGCAAAAAAUCUUUCAACAAUCAACAAUGUUGA
This is a messenger RNA of Prunus armeniaca (apricot), 291 nucleotides long. The record is from the annotation of a GenBank genome assembly. Lineage: Eukaryota; Viridiplantae; Streptophyta; Magnoliopsida; Rosales; Rosaceae.